Molecule: messenger RNA, 3999 nt
Organism: Macrosiphum euphorbiae (potato aphid)
Lineage: Eukaryota; Metazoa; Arthropoda; Insecta; Hemiptera; Aphididae
Source: the annotation of a GenBank genome assembly
AUGGCUGCAAGUAAUAACAGUGGUAAUAGAUCUAACGGAAACAGUGGCAUAGGGCUAACUGGUCAGAUUUCGGAAUUUAACAUUAAAGACGACGAUUUCAGUGCUUGGGUAGAAAGAUUCGAAUUAUUUAUAUUACUAAAUGAGGUUAACGUGCAUAAGAAAAAAUUAAUGUUUCUUACAUUUCUGGGUAACGACGGCUAUUCAUUAUUAAGAGACCUAUGUAUACCUAGUAAGCCUAUCGAUAAGGGAUAUGACUCAUUAAAAGAAUUGUUGUCAAAUUAUAUUAACCCGAAACCAAACUUGCUCACGGAACGAUAUAAAUUCAAGGAGAGGAAGCAAAGAUCUGAGGAAACAAUACACCAGUUUGUUGCAUCUUUAAAAAAACUUUCACAAUUUUGUGAAUUUGGUGUAAACUUGGACGACUCGCUAAGGGACCAAGUAGUUUAUGGUAUCAAGGAUGUUCAUAUUAAAAAGCGUUUGCUGUCAGAAACGAAGUUGACAUUCAAAAGAAGUGUGGAGCUAUCUUUAUCAAUGGAAGCUGCAGAUAAAGAUGUAUCAAAAUGGGAAAGUCAAGAGUUGAACUAUCAGAAAUUCAUGAAGACAAAAAACAACAAAUCAGUGAAGGACUGGGGCAAAGGAAAACUGAAAACCGAAAAGAAGGAGUCAUCGAAGGGUAUGUCUGGCAAGAUUGUGUGUUUUUGUUGCGGUGUUGUUGGUCACACUAAACCAAACUGUAAGUAUAAAUCACUUGUAUGUUCAAAUUGUUCCAAAGUUGGACACUUGAAAAAAGUUUGUAAAAUUAAAAAGAGUAAUGUUAACUUAUUGGAACAAGUGAAUAAUAAUUUAAAUGAUGAUUUUGGUGACUUAAAUGUUAUGGAUAACAUAUAUCUUUUAGAUUCUGUUGAUUGUAAUUUUAUUAAGCCAUUUAAUAUUAAAUUGAAUGUGGGUGGAAAUUUAAUAAAUUUUCAAAUUGAUACCGGAUCCUCUAUUACAGCUAUAUCGUAUGAUGAAUUUAUGAAAGUUAAAUUUAAGACCAAAGAUUUAAUUAAUAGUGAUAUUAGUUUAAAAGGAUACACUGGUACAUUAAUUGAACCAGUAGGUUUUUUAAGAGUAAAAGUGUUAUUCAAAGACCAUGUUGUUCAAGACUUGAAAUUAUAUAUAAUUAAAGGAAAUGGUCCGCCUAUUGUUGGUAGGGAUUGGAUUGAUAGAUUGUCUAUACCGUUAACAGAUAAAGUUUAUUCACUUACAUCUUAUAGUCAUGAUAGUAUUUUUAAAGAAUUUUCUUCAGUAUUUAGUACAGUUUUAGGAUGUUAUAAACCAAAAACUUUUAAACUAUAUUUAAACGAUAAUGUUAAGCCAGUAUUUUGUAAACCAAGGGUUUUACCCUUUACCUUAAAAGAUAAAGUAAGUAAUGAAAUUGACAGACUCAUUAAUGAGAAAUUGUUAAUUCCUGUUGAGACAUCAGAGAGGGCUACCCCAGUAGUUCCAGUAGUUAAAGGGGAUGGCACUAUUCGUUUAUGUGGGGACUAUAAGGUAACUUUGAACAAAUUUCUUAAAGUAGAUAGAUACCCGAUUCCGAGGGUGAGUGAUUUGAUGGCUACGUUGCAAGGAGCAUCAAAAUUUUGUAUUUUAGAUUUGUGUCAAGCUUAUCAACAAUUAUUAUUAGAUGAAGAUUCUCAAAAGUUAACUACUUUAUCAACUCAUAAGGGGCUAUAUGUUUUUAAACGCAUACCAUAUGGUAUAGCAUCUGCACCUGGUAUUUUACAGCGUGAGAUGGAAAAUGUAUUAAGAGAUAUUGAUGGUACAGUAGCUUUUUAUGAUGACAUUAUUAUAUCUGGUAAAUCAGAAGAGGAAGUAUGUAGUAGACUAAAAGAGGUGUUAAGUAAAUUGAGUUUAGUGGGAUUUACUGUUAAGAAAGAGAAAUGUAAAUUGUUUAAAGAUAGUGUAACUUUCUUGGGGUAUAAGAUUGAUAAGGAUGGACUUCAUGUUCCAGAAACGAGAGUUAAGGCUAUAACAGCUGCACCUAUUCCUUGUAAUGUUUCUCAGUUAAAGGCAUUUUUAGGACUAGUUACAUAUUAUGGUAAGUUUAUUAAGAACAUGUCGACAAUAGCAAACCCAUUAUACAAAUUGUUAAAAAAUAAUACUGCAUAUGAGUGGGGCAAUGAUCAAAAUAAAGCUUUUGACGGUAUUAAAAAAGCGUUAUUAUCUAAAGAAAUAUUAAUUCACUACAAUCCGAAAUGGCCUAUCAUAUUAGCAUGUGAUGCUAGCCCGACUGGGAUUGGAGCGGUUUUGUCCCAUAAACUACCAGAUGAAUCUGAGAAACCAAUUGCAUUUAUUUCGAGAACUUUGAGUAGUUCUGAACGCGGUUAUGCUCAAAUUGAUAAGGAAGCGACUGCUAUUGUCUAUGCAAUAAAAUAUUUUCAUCAAUUCUUGUACGGUCGUGAAUUUAUUCUUAGGACAGAUCAUAAACCAUUAGUUAUGAUUUUUGGUCCAAAAAAAGGUAUUCCCGUUAUGGCAGCUAAUCGUUUACAGCGUUAUGCUAUUUUUUUAUCAGGAUAUAAUUAUGAAAUUCAGUUUAUUAAGGGCACUGAUAAUGGUAAUGCAGAUGCAUUGUCCAGACUUUCAUUGGAGUUUCCAGAUAAUGCUAAUAAUUCUGAGUUAGACAAUUAUUCUAUAAAUUUAAUAACGGAAAAUAUUAAAUCUAUUUCUGACCUGGAUAUUUGUUUGGAAGUUAAAAAGCAUCCAUUGCUUCGAGAAGUCUUCUUGAGAGUUUUUACUGGUAAAUGGGAUGAUAUUAAGGUAGUAUCAGAGGACAUGAAACCUUACUUUAAUCGUAGAAAUGAGUUCUCUAUAGAGAAAGGUUUUUUAUUAUGGGGUCAUCGUUUAGUAAUUCCUCCUAAGUAUAGAACUGCAUUGUUAGCAGAAUUACAUAAUACACAUUUGGGGAUUGUCAAGAUGAAAAGUAUUGCUAGAUCUUAUAUUUGGUGGCCUGGAAUCGACUCAGAUAUUGAAAGCAUUACUAAGGAAUGUAUGAAAUGUUUAGCUUACAGUGAAAACCCACCUAGAAGUAUUUUACAUAGUUGGCCAUAUCCAGAUGGCCCAUCACAAAGGGUACACUUAGAUUUUUUAGGACCAGUUAAUGGGAAAAUGUUUAUAGUUAUUAUUGAUGCCUUUUCAAAGUGGAUUUUUGUUAAGCAUAUGUUAAAUAUAACUACUAGUUCAACAAUCAAGGUGUUAUGUGAAUACUUUGCUUAUUGUGGUGUUCCAGCUAAACUUGUUACGGAUAACGGUUCAUCGCUAUGUUCAAAGGAGAUGAUAGAUUUUUUGAAAAAGAAUAGGGUUUUUCAUAUCACUACACCUCCUUACAAUCCUUCAACUAAUGGUGCUGCCGAGAACUUGGUUCGCACAUUCAAAAAUUUUAUUAAAAAAUGCAAAAGUAAUUCAGAUAUUGAAAUGGAUAUUUUUAAAUUUGUAUUGUCUUAUAACAGUACCAAACAUUGUGCUACAGGGGUUAGUCCUGCUGAGUUACACUUGGGACGGUUAUUACCUACACCUUUUGACAGGUUGAAUUCUUUUGCUAAGUAUAACUAUAAUAAAGGUAUUGUAGUGGCAAAAAACAAUUACAGAGGUUGUAGGGAAAAAGUUUAUUUAAUUAAAGAUACAGUCAUGUGCAAAAAUUAUGGAACAGGGGAUGUUUGGGUACCUGGUAUAAUUCUAAAAAUAUUAUCACCUGUAACAUACUUAGUAGAUGUAGGCAAUGGUAUGGUGUGGAAAAGGCAUGUUAAUCAAAUAAUUGAUAGAGUGAUUACUAAAGGUAGUGAGGUUGAAACGUUGAAUGAUGGCAGGGACGACAAAAGUACAGUAGAUAACAAACAAAUAGAAUUAGAUCAAGAGGUUGCAUCUAAUAACAAUAAUGUUUCAUUAGACUCUGUGUCAAAAGACACAUUCAUAAGGAAGAGUGGUAGAACAAUCAAACCACCUAAACGUUUAAAUUUGUAA